Molecule: messenger RNA, 817 nt
Organism: Mustela lutreola (European mink)
Lineage: Eukaryota; Metazoa; Chordata; Mammalia; Carnivora; Mustelidae
Gene: GAL
Product: galanin and GMAP prepropeptide
Exons: 6
Coding region: 248-625 (125 amino acids)
Cellular component (GO): extracellular region
Molecular function (GO): hormone activity
Source: RefSeq, a predicted model, not a curated record
GCGGGCGCUGAGCCCGGGGACCGUGACGCGGCGCGCGCUCCCCGCGAGCCGCAUAAAUAGCGGCGGCAGCUCCGGGCCGCGGACACGUCGAGGGAGCCCCGCCGCCCCGCUUCCUCCCCGUGGUCCUGCGGCCGUGCCAUGCGGUGAGCGCCCCGGCCCGGCCAGACCCGACGGACCCGACCGGACGCCCGGACCCGCCGCCACCUCGGGACCCCCCGCCGCCCCGCGACCCCCGCCGCCGCUCAAGAUGUCCGGCGGCGGCGCCCUCCUGCUCGCCGGGCUGCUCCUCGCCGCGGCCCUUUCGGCCUCCCCCGGGCUCGGGUCACCGGUGAAGGAGAAGAGAGGCUGGACCCUGAACAGUGCCGGCUACCUUCUCGGUCCACAUGCCAUUGACAACCACAGAUCGCUGCACGAGAAGCCCGGCCUCGCCGGCAAGCGGGAACUCCCUCCUGAAGACGAGACAAGGCCAGGAGGCUUGGCCGGGUCGCCGGCGGAGAGCGCUGCCAUGCGCACCAUCAUAGAGUUUCUGACUUUCCUGCAUCUCAAAGAGGCCGGAGCCCUGGAGUACCUGCCCGACCUGCCCGAGCUGCUGCCCACGGCUUCUGCAGAGGACGAGCAGCCCUGACGACGCUCUCGGCUGGCUCCUCUGUUCCCCGGCGCCUACGGUCAAACUUGGACCUGAUGGAAAAUCUUGUGCCAACUUACGUAGAGUGACCAGUCCUGUCCCUUCUGCUCUGAUGCUGUGUUGUUAGGGUUUUGUUGUUAAGACUUUCUCCCCCUUUGGUCAUUCUUUUGAGCAGCAGAAUAAAAAAAUAGC